Molecule: messenger RNA, 1276 nt
Organism: Folsomia candida
Lineage: Eukaryota; Metazoa; Arthropoda; Collembola; Entomobryomorpha; Isotomidae
Exons: 5
Coding region: 10-1074 (354 amino acids)
Source: RefSeq, a predicted model, not a curated record
AUCCGACACAUGUCAAAUAAAUACCCUUCUGCAAAACUUACGCUGCUUAACCUUAAUUUUUCGCAUUGUAUGAAACGUUCGAACACAUUUUGGCAAACAUAUUCAAUCAUGAAGUUCAUAAUAAUUGUUAACUUAUUGCUCCUUUGUGACACCGGAUUAGCUCAAACCAACCCAGCCGAUGUCAGAAUUGAGGGUUACAUUCGAGAGAAAUUUGUCCAAUUCAGGGACUGGUUUGUCAAUCAUGGUCACACCGGAAGCGAACAUGACUUCUCAGGGCUACGCGUGGUAAAUGUGUCCGCCACAUUUUACGAUUUUAACAGUAAUCUCAGCGACGCCAAGUUUCACAUUUAUUGGCCCGAUUUAAGGACAACGUCAAUUUGGUCAAUUUCUAACGAGGGCAGUCUCAGGCUGGAAAUGCUUCCUGCAAGUAACCCGAGUAUAGUUGGAACCCACUCUACUUCUGGGACCGAUAUGGGCAACCCCUUAACCACCGUGGGACCCUUCAACCAUACCUACCUUGGUUUCACAGCCCGUCUCAAUAUCAACUACCAAUUAGUCGAUGGGUACAUGAUUUGCGACCCAACUCCUAACCCAUCCUACUCCACGGGGGCCACCCGAAUGACCAGAAUAGAAAAUCUGGUUCCCUCCGAUCACCUCUUCUAUCGUGACAUAAUGGAUGCCUAUGGUGACCAGAUUUGGGUCACCAAAUACUCCCAAGAUAUACCAAGAAUGCCGGGAUUAGUGGCGACGAAGCAAUUCUUUUGCGAAAAAUUGGCGGAAACCCCAUUCGACGACAUUGCCAAUCCCACAAUUCCUCCAACUUCAACCACUACGAUGUCAACGACCAUUCCAACUACGCCGGCGACAAUUACUUCAUCACUGGCGCCCAUCUCGACCACUGAUGACCCAACAACGACAAGUGUCACAUAUUCUUCCACGAUGCAGGAUACGACCACUUUUACACCGAGUACUUCCACCCAGGGAACGGGGGCGGGUGUCAGAUGGGAGAUUAGCUCUAAAUUUGUACUUUUUCUAACCCUCUGUAUAAGUAUAUUCCACUUUUCGUAUAAUUAAAUAUGUAUAGGUAACUACGGAAUAAUAUCCCUGCGAUUGGAGCUACUGUUGGAUCAAAAUUUUUGGGAAAAGUGCUGCAAAGAGUACAAAAUCGAUACCAACUUUCAACAGAAAUUUUGAUCCGAUAAGAUGUUGUACAUAUGUCUACAUAAAUUAUGUAAAAUAUGUGUAAAUAAACUGCAAAUUUUCUACUUGUUCGUAA